AUGGCCAACAGAGGAGGCAGGAGAGAUGUCCUGCAAACACUGGAUGACAGGGAAUUAUUGAGACGCUACAGAUUGGAUCGUGCAGGAAUCAUGUUUGUGGUAGAUCUCCUUAGAGAUGCAAUUACUUCACCAACUCGACAACAAUGCAGCAGUGAUGACUUGGGUCUGUCCCAAUCCUCCGUCAGCAGAGUCAUCACCCAAACACUGACAGCUUUGUCACAACCUAAUAUUGUGACACAAUUUGUUUCAUUCCCGCUGGAUGCCCGCACUUUACACACACAUAAAAGGGCAUUUAUGGACAUUGCAGGAUUCCCUGGCGUUGUGGGUGUAAUUGAUGGAACACAUGUGAGAAUAAUUGCGCCAUCAGAGGACGAGGCUGUCUUUGUUAACAGGAAGAAUUUCCACAGCAUCAAUGUGCAAAUAGUGUUCAAUGCCGCCUGUAAGAUUUUGGACAUUGUGGCUAAAUGGCCAGGCUCCACACAUGAUGCGAGAAUGCUCUCCGAGAGUGGCAUCAGACAGCUUUUUGAGAGACGCUAUGUGCCAGCUAAUUGCCACUUGUUAGGGGACAGUGGCUACCCAUGCAAACCAUGGCUCCUUACACCUUACCUCCAGCCACGCCAAGGGCCCCAACUAAACUAUAACAGGGCCCACAAGACAACAAGAGCGGUGGUGGAGCGUGGCAUAGGCCAGCUUAAGAGGCGCUUUCAUGUUCUCCACGGAGAGGUGCUGCUGAGGCCUGAAAAAGUCAGCAAAGUCAUCAUAGCCUGUGCAAUAUUACACAAUAUUUGCAAGGUUAGACAGAUUGCAGAACCUCUGGAGGAUGGCGAUGAGGAUGAGGAUGAAGACAACGAUGAGGAUGGUGGUGAAGAAGAUAUUCACAUUCCACAGGGGAACCUAGCCCAGAGUGGACUGCCUUACAGGGCAAACUUCACAAAUUUACAUUUCAGGGAUGCUGACGGAGCAGGUGCUGCAGAUGGUUCAGGCGGCAAUCUUGUCGGCAAACUUGAUGGGCCCGGUUCUUGUGAUGGCUCCAUGCUACAGAAAUACAUAGGCCUAGUUUAA
Messenger RNA from Labeo rohita (rohu), 1062 nucleotides. RefSeq names its product putative nuclease HARBI1. The transcript is spliced from 3 exons. Lineage: Eukaryota; Metazoa; Chordata; Actinopteri; Cypriniformes; Cyprinidae. Bases 1 to 1062 code for a protein of 353 amino acids. The record is from RefSeq and is a predicted model, not a curated record.